Colletotrichum navitas is the source of this 366-nucleotide messenger RNA. RefSeq lists its product as uncharacterized. Lineage: Eukaryota; Fungi; Ascomycota; Sordariomycetes; Glomerellales; Glomerellaceae. The record is from RefSeq and is a predicted model, not a curated record. The transcript is spliced from 2 exons. Bases 1 to 309 code for a protein of 102 amino acids.
AUGGACUUUGUCUUACAGGCUCAGACAGAGCCCUCCCUCAAGGGCUACAUUAAGGGCUUGCUACCUUUGCCUACUGAGAGCUACUUUAAUAAGACGCUCUGUGAGGCUCACCCAAUAUCCAGCGUCCAAUAUAUUGAGGCCAAAAAGAAGACGUUUAGGUUCCGCUCUUGCGCAGAUGGUGGAUGGGAUAGGCAAGCCAUGUUAAACGUUGCCCUGGGUGCUGUCUGGGACACGCGCAUCAGCAUCAUGGGGCUUGAGGAUGUGGCCACACAAAAGGGUACACCAAGGCCAACGCCAAGAUACCUAUAAAAAGGGCAACAUUGGCGUCUCAGGCUUGCAGAUCAGCGACGAGACCUUUUCCCGCUC